AGAGUCCAGGUGCCCCCUAUUCAUUAAGCUGUUGUACAUAACCGGAAAAAACAGAUUUCUGUGUUCAACUGAUAAACAACUUUCAAACCCAAAAUCUCUCCACAAUUUCUCUUAAUGUUGCUCUUUGCGUAACAACCUCAAAACAAACCCUUGUUUCUGUUUGUGUUUCGAACCCUUAUAUCUAUAUCUUUGAGCCCUUUCGUUUAACUAUGCAGAGAUGGAGCAAAGCCAAUUCCAAAGCCAAGACCAGGAGAAGAAGAGAAGAAGGGUGCUGAGCAAGCCCUUGAGACUGAGAUGUUCAGUGAAGAAUUACAACUGGGGAAAUCUGGGUAGUAAAUCACACGUGGCUCGGUUGUUUUCUCGCAAUUCCGGAUCGCAUAUUGACCCAGAUGAGAGUUAUGCCGAGUUGUGGAUCGGGACUCAUGGAUCUGGACCCUCGUUUGUGGAUGACCCGUUUGGUGGUCUGAGUAGUCUCAAGGAGUGGAUCUCUAAGAACCCCGAUGUGUUGGGAGAUCAAGUUUUGAAAAAAUGGGGCGCUGAUCUUCCAUUUUUGUUUAAGGUGCUUUCGAUCAAGAAGGCGCUGUCGAUACAGGCACAUCCUGAUAAGGAGCUGGCGAGGGCGCUCCACAAGUCUCAGCCCAGUUUGUAUAAGGAUGAUAAUCACAAGCCUGAAUUAGCAUUGGCUUUGACUGAAUUUGAGGCAUUGUGUGGCUUUAUUAGCCUCAAGGAUCUUAGGACUGUCUUAUGUACAGUUCCUGAAAUUAUAGAAUUGAUUGGUGGAGCAGAUGCAGAACAAUGGUUACCUGCCAAUGAAAUGGACAGAAAUAAUGAAUUGGAAGCAGUUCUGGAAUCCAUUUUCAGUCAAAUUCUGCUGUCAAGUAAAGAUAGAAUUUCUCAGAUUUUAUCUAAACUUAAAUGGAGAUUGAAUUUGGAGAAGAAGAAAAGAGAAUUGACAGAUAAAGAAAAAUUGGUGCUGAGACUAGAGAGUCAAUAUCCUGCCGAUGCAGGUGUCAUGGCAGCGUUGUUUCUGAACUAUGUGAAGCUGAAUCGCGGUGAAGCAUUGUGCAUAGGGGCAAAUGAACCUCAUGCUUAUAUCUAUGGUGAAUGCAUAGAGUGUAUGGCAACAUCUGACAAUGUCGUUCGUGCUGGCCUUACCUCUAAACAGCGGGAUAUCCAAACACUCCUCUCUAUGCUAAAACGUCGAAAGGGUUUUCCAGAAAUUCUAAAAGGACUCUCGUUGAAUCAAUACACAACAAGGUACCUCCCACCAUUUGAAGAAUUUGAAGUGGAUCGUUGCAUUCUUCCUGAUGCAGCAUCAGUGGUGUUUCCCUCUGUGCCAGGACCGUCUCUAUUGCUGUUCAUAAGUGGGAAUGGCACAAUUGGUGCAACAUUAUCAGAAGAGCACAUGGUUGAAGAAGGAGAUGUUCUUUUCAUGCCUGCAUACGUGGAGUUCACCAUAACAUCAGAAUCAAAAGAGUUACAUUUGUACAGAGCUGGAAUUAACAGCAAGUUUUUUCAGGCUUAGUAAUUAUUACAGUUUAGUCGGAUGAUGAAUAAUGAACAUAGAAUAUGGUUACUAGAAUCAAAUAAUCCCAGUUAUAGGGUAAGCACAAAUUAAAUUUUGCUCUUGUUUCGAUUCAGUCUAUGUGUUUGAAUGGUUUUUUUCCUUCUUCAAAGAGUUAAUGAAUUUAUUUCCGGCGAA
This is a messenger RNA of Mangifera indica (mango), 1702 nucleotides long. Its product is annotated as mannose-6-phosphate isomerase 1-like. Gene Ontology annotation, biological process: carbohydrate metabolic process; GDP-mannose biosynthetic process. The transcript has 5 exons. NCBI's taxonomy places the organism in Eukaryota, Viridiplantae, Streptophyta, Magnoliopsida, Sapindales, Anacardiaceae. Gene Ontology annotation, molecular function: zinc ion binding; mannose-6-phosphate isomerase activity. Gene Ontology annotation, cellular component: cytosol. The coding region runs from base 218 to 1525 and encodes 435 amino acids. The record is from RefSeq and is a predicted model, not a curated record.